AUGGGCUGCUCUGGCAUCCUCCGCUUCAUCACCCCCACAGGGAUGGGCAGCUACAAGUGGCGGCUGGUGGAGGGAUUGACAUCUGGCGAGAAGGAGUGGAUCCAUUGUGCCAGGCAGGGCGGGGGCCCUGCUUCACUCUGCCUCAUGAGUGGUGGCAAUGUGGCCCUGGCAUGGACAGUCUGCCCUUCGCAGGAGCCAGGAGUUGGCCAAACCCGAGCUGCUCGGCUCAGGGUGGGGGAUCGGGCCCAGGGGGACCCUCAGGGUGCCCAACGCCUCCGCAUGCCCCCAGCAGUGCUCUCGCCGCCAGAUGCCGAGAAGACCCCGGAGUACUGGAACGAAGGGGCCAGGAGGAGGCUGGAGGCGGCCCUGGCCUUGCAGCCGGUGGUGCGGCGGGCCAAAAACAUCAUCCUCUUCAUGGGUGACGGCAUGGGGCUGACCACGGUGUCGGCGGCUCGGAUCUACAAGGGGCAGCUGGCUGGCGGCUUGGGUGAGGAGAGCGUCUUGGCCAUGGAGACCUUUCCCCACGUGGCCCUGGCCAAGACCUACACCAUCGACCGGCAGGUGCCCGACAGCGCUGGCACAGGCACAGCCUACCUCUGCGGGGUGAAGACCAAUGCCAAGACACUGGGGCUGAAUGGGGCGGCCGUCUACGGCAAAUGUCGCACGGCCUUUGGCAACGAGGUGGACUCCAUCCUGCACCGGGCCAGGCUGGCAGGCAAGUCAGUGGGCAUCGUGACGACCACACGGGUGCAGCACGCAUCCCCCGGGGCAGCCUAUGCCCACUCAGCCAGCCGGAGCUGGUACGCUGACGCCAACAUGCCCAAGGAGGCAUUGCGGGAUGGCUGCAAGGACAUCGCCUAUCAGCUGGUGCACAACACUGACAUCAACGUGAUCCUUGGUGGCGGGCGGAUGUACAUGACCCCCAAGCGGACCGCGGACCCUGAGUACCCGGAGGACCCAGCUCAGAAUGGCACCAGGAAGGACGGCCUGGACUUGAUUGCCGAAUGGCUGAGUGCCAAGCAGGGCGCCCGCUAUGUCUGGGACAAGAAGGGCCUGGACGCAGUUGAGGAUGACUCUGUGAACCACCUGAUGGGACUCUUCGAGCCCAAGGACAUGAAGUACGAGCUGAACCGCAACACCUCCACGGACCCCUCCAUCGUGGAGAUGACAGAAAAGGCCAUUCGCAUCCUGCGCAGGAACCCCAAUGGCUUCUUCCUCUUUGUGGAAGAUGACUGCAUUCCCUGUGCAGGUGGCAGGAUCGACCACGGCCACCACAGCGGCCGGGCCAAGCAGGCACUGAUGGAGGCCGUCAUGCUGGACCGGGCGGUGGCACGGGCGGGUGAGCUCACCUCCCCCUCCGACACCCUGACUGUGGUGACGGCCGAUCACUCCCAUGUCUUCACGUUCGGGGGAAACACGCUGCGUGGCACCUCCAUCUUUGGGCUGGCCCCCAAGAAAGCCAAGGACAAACGAGCCUAUACCAGCAUCCUCUAUGGCAAUGGGCCUGGCUACAGCAUCCGUGAUGGGGGCCGCCCAGCCGCCAGCCUCCCUGCUGCGGAGGACAAGGACUACAGGCAGCAGGCAGCCGUGCCCCUGGAUACAGAGACCCACAGUGGGGAGGAUGUGGUGGUGCUGGCCCAGGGUCCCAUGGCCCACCUCUUCCACGGGGUGCAGGAGCAGCACUACAUCGCCCACGCCAUAGCCUACGCCGCCUGCCUUGAGCCCUAUGCUGCCCAGCCCCGGUGCAGGACAGCCCGCAGGGCCUCCCGUGGCACCCAGCGCUCCCCCCAGCCCCUGCUCACCCUCCUGACCCUCUGCGUGGCCACCCGCUUGGUAGGGGGCUGA
Molecule: messenger RNA, 1845 nt
Organism: Gavia stellata (red-throated loon)
Lineage: Eukaryota; Metazoa; Chordata; Aves; Gaviiformes; Gaviidae
Product: intestinal-type alkaline phosphatase-like
Exons: 11
Coding region: 1-1845 (614 amino acids)
Biological process (GO): dephosphorylation
Cellular component (GO): plasma membrane
Molecular function (GO): alkaline phosphatase activity
Source: RefSeq, a predicted model, not a curated record